Messenger RNA from Poecilia reticulata (guppy), 1691 nucleotides. The record is from RefSeq and is a predicted model, not a curated record. Lineage: Eukaryota; Metazoa; Chordata; Actinopteri; Cyprinodontiformes; Poeciliidae.
ACCUGAUCCGGUUCGGUCUCCAGUUUGCGCUGCGCUCUAGAAACGGUUCUGCCAUCCGAACCGGUUCUAUUCCAGAACCAGAGUAGAAGGAACAGAACCAUCAGUCAGUUCCGGACAGAACCGAGUCCAUGAGUUCGGAACCAGGUGGACCAGCUCCUCUGGUUCUGGUUCUGUAAUUGUUGACUAAUGAGUUUGUUUGUUUUGGUAAAAACAGUCACGUGUUUACACAACAAACCCUCACCUGAACCUCCACACUCACCUGCAGAGCCAGCAGGUAGAACUCCGGCCGAACCGGGUCGGACCCAGUCGCUGUGCCACCUGAUCAGCUCCGCUCUCACCUGUUCUCAGUUCUACCUGCGCCUCCGCACGAGACGCUUCUUUCUUCUUCUUCUUCUCUCUUCGGUUCGGUUCUGAGAGGGUUAACUUACAGCCGGGACCAGAACCAGAACCGGGACCAGGAGGAGGACUAAGCCCAGAGGCAGCAGCAGAGCCGGUACCGGUACCGGCAGCAUGUCCCGGGCGGAGCAGCGCGACGAAACGGACUGUGUGUGUUCGGUCGGGAUGAAGCUGACCUGGGACAUCAACGACCCCAAACUACCGCAGUUACCCCCUCAGGCGUUAGGCCCCGCCCUCCUCUGUGUGGAACCAGCAGAAAGGAUUUCCUUCAUUGAGCCGAACUUCCCGCAGCAUUACCCACAAUUCCAGAGCAGCGAGCCUUACUACAACCCCCACAAUGCACUGGGAGAGGCCCCGCCCACCCUCCAGAAACCAGCCAACCCAAGACUGUACAUGGGCCGACCCGGCUACGACUUCCAGGGAUACCUGGCUUCACCUUCGUAUCCUGUGACCUCUGACCUCUGCGACCCCAGGGUAACGCCGGUCCUGGGCUCCUCUUCAGCACCUUCAUCUUCCUCGGCUCCGAUCUCAUCCUCCUCAUCCUCCUUCGACCCGCAGACGAAGGCGCCGCCGGCCUGGAAGGAGCUCCUGAAGAGCUCCGCCCCCUACGCCGAUAACCACCACUACUACAGCGCCGAGUACCCCUGCCGUUACUCUGGCAACGCCCCAGGGUCGCCCGCUGGUCUGCAGACCAUCAUCACCACAACAACCAAGGUGUCCUACCAGCCCUGUCCCAAGCCUCCGGGGGCACUGCCUCCCUACCAGUCCUGCCCCAAACCAUCGGCCGGCCUGCCGUCCUACCAGCCUGCCAAAGCCGCCGGUCUGCCCGGCUGCUCGUCCCUGCUGGAAGACGCGUCUCCGUCCUCGUACUCCACAGAGGUCAAGGUGACCGAGGAGUCCGGCGGAGUUAUCAAGUCUCUGUCGUUUCCUCCAGAACCUCUGCAGACCAAGACAGAGCGGCUGGACGCCUACGACUACCACUACGCCUACCCCAACGCCUAUCGCUAUGACGACUACUGACUCAGCACCGACUCUGCCGCCAUGGCAACUGAAACUGAUGAACCAGACUUCCAGAUGCAGGAAAGGUUCAGGUUCUGACCCGAAUCAACAAACCUUCAGAGGACAAAUCAGAGCCAUCAGAUGAACCUUGUUAUUGUUCUGGAGGUUCUAUCCGGACCGGUCCAGUCCGUCUACAGGACCUCCAGGAGCCGGCUUCGGUCCUGUAGACGAUUCUGCAGUUCUGCUCGGGUCGGUUCUGAAGGUGUCAGAUCUUAUUAAAUGUGUAGUAAUUGUUG